This is a messenger RNA of Helianthus annuus (common sunflower), 1225 nucleotides long. Its product is annotated as transcription factor JUNGBRUNNEN 1. The record is from RefSeq and is a predicted model, not a curated record. Lineage: Eukaryota; Viridiplantae; Streptophyta; Magnoliopsida; Asterales; Asteraceae. Gene Ontology annotation, biological process: regulation of DNA-templated transcription. Gene Ontology annotation, molecular function: DNA binding. Bases 130 to 1095 code for a protein of 321 amino acids. The transcript is spliced from 3 exons.
UAAUUGCAUACACACACAAGUAAACCCUAUCUGCACUUGCAUAGAUACAUAUAUAUUAUAUACAUACAUGAUUGAUAGUUUUUAUGUAAUAAUUAGUUAAAUAUACCUUAAAAACAGAAACAUCCAUUUAUGGAUACUGAGAAGAUGAUGAGUAUAAAACAAGUUGAUCAUGAAGAAGAAGAAGAUAAACCUGCACUUCCAGGUUUUCGUUUUCACCCCACGGAUGAAGAGCUUGUCGGGUUCUAUCUUCGUCGCAAGGUGGACAAGAAACCGCUCAAUAUCGACCUCAUCAAACAGAUUGACAUCUACAAAUAUGAUCCGUGGGAUCUUCCAAAGACAAGUGACGUGGGGGACAAGGAAUGGUAUUUCUUUUGUAGAAGAGGAAGGAAGUAUAGGAACAGCAUAAGACCCAAUAGGGUGACUGGUUCCGGUUUCUGGAAAGCUACAGGCAUCGAUCGACCCAUCUAUUCGGGUGCUGGUCCUGCUGGAUCAGUAUGCAUUGGUCUCAAGAAAUCUCUUGUUUAUUACCGUGGUAGUGCUGGUAAAGGCACCAAAACCGAAUGGAUGAUGCACGAGUUUCGUCUGCCUCCAUCGUCUCACACUAACAUUGAUGCCAAAAGCAUCAACCGCAUGGAUGAUAAAUCUAUCUCUCAAGAAGCUGAAGUUUGGACUUUAUGCAGAAUCCUCAAGAAAAACGUAUGUCACAAGAAAACCUUACCGGAUUUUAAAAAAAUAUCUGCUAAUAGAAAUUUGUUGGUUGAUACGAGCCCGAAAAUAUGCAGUCGAGACUUCAAUCAUGAUAUGCAGCAUUACAUUAGAUUCCAAACUUCUACGAUCCAACUAAACCAUGUGAAGUAUCCAUUUUAUGACCAUCACGAGCAGCAGCAUCACAACCACCUUACAAAUGAGACGCACCACUUGACCGCUAUGGGUCCGUUGAUCUCAAGUUCAGGUGCAUCAGAUCAAGCUCCAUCUGCAUCCAGCUCUUGCUUUUCGGACCAAGAUAUGAAUGAUAUCACUAAACAAGGAGAUUGGGAUGACCUGAGGUCAGUUUUGGAGUUUGCAUCUGCUGAUCGGCCGGUUUUCUUUAUGUAAUGCAGGCUUGCAUGUAUUAAUAUAUAACUCCCAUAGAGAAAACCUUAGAAAACAUAUAUAUCUUAAUUGAAAUUGAAAUAGAUGUAAUAUAUAAUCAUGUGUGGCCAAUCAUGAUGACAUUUGUCGAUUU